GCGUUGCACUCACCAUCCCCAAAGCGACUUUUUUUUGUGCUACACUGUGCCAUCGCUACUCAUUCUCAGGCUGUCUCGGAUUUUUUUUUUUUGACUAGCUUGUGUUAAACUUCUGUCCCUCGACAGAUACAGGGACAUUGACCCUGCUCCCUGCCAUCACAAUGGCCGCUCCCAUCCAUACCUAUGGACCUUCAUGUUUCCUGGCAGCUGAUGCGACAGAUCCCGCCGCUUGGCUUUCCUCUGAAACUCCCCCGACCGUACGGCCUCAAUUCUUUUACACCUCGCCGCUUCCCAUAGAUGACCCUUUGACUGCGCUGCCCGCUCCAACUGGCGGUCAAGGAUCCGCCAAUGCAAAAGCUCCGCUUCGACCAUUUUCAGUUCGGGAUGACGCCACUCUGGAGGAAGCCUGGCGGUCACUACAAAAGAGCCGAAGAGAAGGUCUGAUCGCGAGGGCUAAGGCACAAGAAGGUCGUUCCUCUAAAAGAAACUCGGGGAUAAUUGUGCCAGGGCAGGAACCUACCUCUAGCGCGGAUGGGAAGAAACGGGUUGGGAUAUCCGUAAGCUCAAGCUUGGAUGACCACCAGGGCAAACAGAGCAAUACCACUCCACUGUCUUUGGAUGACAAAGCGCUGAAGAGCUUUAGAGGGCGCUUCAGAACCGAGUUUGGAAGCUCUGGCCCCGAGGUUGAGCAUGAGGGAGUCCGGAAAAGGUCUCGUACGCUUGAGACUAACUCAAAGGAAAACCUGAGACCCAAUAAGCUCCAGCACAAGGCCAGAGAGCCAGUUUCUCGUGAUGAUACCGAUCCUGCUACGGCGUUUAAACCCAGCAGCUCGCUACGGGCGGAGGACACGACCCUCGACAGCGGUGAGAGCGUCAGCUCCAGGGGCAACAGCUCGCGGGAUGCGAGUAUGAGUGGUUCUCCAUUCAUCAGAGCUCCUAUUCACAAACCACAAAGUCUCUUAGGAAGAUCCAUCGAGUCAAGCUCCUCGAGAGACGCCGCCAAUCCAGACUCUCCGACAGAUGCGACUGUUCACGCCGCAGCCAAGCGCUCUGGUUUGAGGACGAGCGUCGACCAGCUAUCGCUUGAGGAAUCUGAGGUGCAUUCGCAGGAGUCCGAACAGAUUGCUGACACACAGUGGAAGAUCCCAGUGGGUGCUUCCCGGCUUCACCUUGUUGAAUUACCGAAGCUAAAGAUGAAGCCGAUAUAUUGGAGCCCAUUGCACGAUAUCUCAAACGUCGUUCGUGCGACAUGGUUCUACAAGAAUACUAUGUUGCCAGUUGAGACCGAGCUUGCUAACAAACUGGAAGAUGGGUAUCUCUACCUGAAGCCGUGGACAGAGACAUGGCAGGACGAACUCAACAGCUGUGUCGAGAGCGGUGCUGAUGCGGAGCUGAAGGUAGUUCACAGGCUCUGGCCCAAAGAGGACCCGACGCGACCUUCGACAGCCGCAGCUGCUCCCCCUGAUGGCACUCCAUCCGCUGCUCACGCAGUGGAACAACCCGAGCAUUCUGCUGAUAACCCUUUGGUCUUCGACGAAAACCGUGCUGCUGGAGCUACUCCGAUGCAGUCCGAAUCCAUCAAACCCUUUCUAAACUCUAGUGUCAUCUAUGCUGAUUGGAGGGAGGCACAGAUCCUGCGACCCAGCCUUCUGCCAUCUGUAUCUCGCGGCCGACGACCGCUCAGCGCGAUUCGUAAGGGCAGACAGAUUGGUAUUCCUGUAGUCCGUGGUUUCAGUCGUCGCUUGUGGGACCGUCUACACCCUAGCAAACCGAGUCCUGUAGAAGUGAGGAACUACCUUCGAAGCACCCAGACCCGAGCAAUGUCCACAUCCGGAGAGCCAGUAUGUUAUGCCUGUGCGAUAGAAGAAUUACGGCCAGCUCCAACGGAUCUCGUCCUUGUCAUUCACGGUAUAGGUCAGAAGCUAUCAGAACGAAUGGAAAGCUUUCAUUUCACACAUGCGAUCAAUGCCUUCCGCAGGACCAUCAAUAUGGAGUUGAAUAGCGAGCCCGUGUGGCCACACGUACGUCCAGGACACGGAGGAAUCAUGGCCUUGCCUGUGAACUGGCGCUCAACACUGUCCCUGGAUGAAGCCAAUCUUGAGUCUCCUGGGGCCGGAGACCCAGCUUCCAAUCACUACUCCCUGAAGGACAUCACCCCGGAAACCAUUCCCGCUGUCAGAUCCCUGAUCAGCGACGUCAUGCUGGACAUUCCAUACUAUCUCUCGCAUCACAAGCCCAAGAUGAUUCAAGCAGUUGUCAAAGAGGCCAACCGUAUUUUCCGGUUGUGGUGCGAAAACAACCCGGGAUUUCAACAGCAUGGCCGAGUCCAUCUGCUCGCCCAUUCCCUUGGCAGUGCUAUGGCCCUCGACAUCCUCAGUCAUCAACCAACAAAAGUCCCUCGGUUCGAUUUCUCCACGACAAGUGUACAUGGGGACAUUUUCGAGUUCGACACGAAGAACCUGUUCAUUUGUGGCAGCCCCGCUGGAUUUUUCUUGCUGCUCAACAAAGCAAACCUGCUUCCCCGUCGAGGCCGUGACAAACCAGGCUGCGAAGGUGAUGACCGUCUCCCGGGCGUCGCAGGCGAAGCCGACACCUACGGCUGCCUAGCCGUCGACAACCUCUAUAAUAUCAUGCACACCACAGACCCAAUCGCCUAUCGUGUCAAUGCGGCUGUAGACAGUGGCUUAGCCGCCUCCCUCAAACCCGCCUCCAUUCCCACCACAACCUCUAGCCUCUGGUCCUCCUUCGGCAGCGUCUUCCGCUGGUCCACCACCGGCACCAGCACCGCCGACACUGUUCUCCGGCCCGCCCCCAUCACCAAGCUCCCGACGCAGGUUGAGCUCGAAACCCACGAUUUCACGCGCGAGGAAAUCGCCGAGAAACGCAUGCUCCUGCUCAACGACAACGGGCAGAUUGACUACUACCUGUCUGGGGGCGGCGGGCCGCUCAACAUUCAGUACUUGAACAUGCUGAGCGCGCAUAGCAGUUACUGGACGCUGACAGACUUUGUACGCUUCGUGGUGAUUGAGAUUGCGCGCAAGCAGGGGCGCGAUGCCACAUUGCCUGGGUUGAGGGCGGAGAAGAAGAAGGGGUGGAGGGUUAGUAAGGGCUGAUGAUCCAUUCUGUGCCUUUGACUGGUGCGGUUAUGAAGGGCUUGGGCUCGGGGGCUUGAGGUUGUACGAUGGGUUGGUUUGCUGGGGUGGAGUUCUCGGGAAUUGAUACCCAGUCUUCUUGUUUCAUUCUUCACUAUAAUUCUGGCUUCUAGCUUUCGGUUGAUAGUCACAAGAUCUUUUUCACGG
This is a messenger RNA of Aspergillus saccharolyticus JOP 1030-1, 3299 nucleotides long. Its product is annotated as DDHD family phospholipase. The transcript is spliced from 4 exons. The record is from RefSeq and is a predicted model, not a curated record. Gene Ontology annotation, cellular component: cytoplasm. The coding region runs from base 162 to 3113 and encodes 983 amino acids. NCBI's taxonomy places the organism in Eukaryota, Fungi, Ascomycota, Eurotiomycetes, Eurotiales, Aspergillaceae. Gene Ontology annotation, molecular function: glycerophospholipase activity; metal ion binding.